UCAGCCAAUCGGAGGAACCUCUCCUCCGUGUGAACCAGCAGCGGGAUGACGUGUGUGCUGGCGUAGAGCUGCGGUUCCUCGGCUGCUACUAAAUGAAUGCAUGGUGGGGAUGGAGGAGCAGGACGCACCGGCGGCCAGACUGUGCGCACUGCUGACCUCCACACACACAACCGCACACAAACAACCACACGCACACACGAUCACACACAGGAUUUGUCGUCGUCACUCCUGAGGAUUUCUGCCUCUUUGGGUUUUUCAUUUCUUUGCAGGGAAUCAUCUACAACAGUUUUCUUUAUUUCAGGACACGAGUGGGGAGCCAGCAUGCUGUCCUCUCUGAAGACCCUGCUGCUGCUCUCGGUCCUGUGCGCACCGACCUCCAGCCUGUGCCUGCGCCUCUACCACAGCCGCUCCGACCUCCUGUGCGACAACCAGCUGGAGGAUCCGGGCUACUCCCCGGUGGAGGACUGGGGGUCCCUGCUGCAGUCCGCGGAGUAUCUCUCCUCCUCCUCCUCCUCCUCCUCCUCCUCUUCAUCCUCUGCCCAGUCCAGCCGCGGGAAGAGGACCUCGAGUCCCGCAAACUACCGCUUCAUGAGCAGGACCAAGCUCCGGGGGCAGAUGCUCCGCAACAGCAGCAAAGGGGACCGCAGGAGCAGACUGACCCUGUCCCUGGAUGUCCCCACCAACAUCAUGAACGUCCUGUUCGACGUGGCCAAGGCCAAGAACCUGCGCGCCAAGGCGGCCGAGAACGCGCGUCUCCUGGCGCAGAUAGGACGAAGAAAGUGACCGUGAAAGACACAAGUUUGAUUUUAACACGACCAGCGUGGGCCUCGUUACUCUGCUGUAAUCGAUUACUUCUCGUUCACUUUUUAAAGUAGUUGUGUUGGUUUGAUUCUGCGAGGCAGUGGUAGAUUUGAUUCCAGUUAAAAUAAGUAUUUCUAAUG
Paralichthys olivaceus (Japanese flounder) is the source of this 941-nucleotide messenger RNA. RefSeq names its product urocortin 3, like (gene ucn3l). The record is from RefSeq and is a predicted model, not a curated record. Gene Ontology annotation, cellular component: extracellular region. Gene Ontology annotation, biological process: hormone-mediated signaling pathway; adenylate cyclase-activating G protein-coupled receptor signaling pathway; cellular response to nutrient levels. Gene Ontology annotation, molecular function: corticotropin-releasing hormone receptor 2 binding; hormone activity. Lineage: Eukaryota; Metazoa; Chordata; Actinopteri; Pleuronectiformes; Paralichthyidae.